This is a messenger RNA of Cyprinodon variegatus (sheepshead minnow), 1547 nucleotides long. Its product is annotated as rho GTPase-activating protein 19-like. Lineage: Eukaryota; Metazoa; Chordata; Actinopteri; Cyprinodontiformes; Cyprinodontidae. The record is from RefSeq and is a predicted model, not a curated record. Gene Ontology annotation, molecular function: GTPase activator activity. Gene Ontology annotation, cellular component: cytoplasm. Gene Ontology annotation, biological process: signal transduction; regulation of small GTPase mediated signal transduction. The transcript has 11 exons. The coding region runs from base 33 to 1547 and encodes 504 amino acids.
CAGGAGAUAGCGGCGCAGGAUUCAAACUGAACAUGGCUGCGGGGAACGAUGUUGAUGAAAACACACAAAAUAGAAGAAGUAUGGUGACCCACAGCGAGGAAUCGCCCGGCCCCUCCUAUGCUGUCAGACCUCCAGUCAUCUUUAACCCAGAUUUCUUUGUGGAGAAGCUCCGCCACGAGAAUCCUGAGGCUUUCCUGGAGCUCGUGCUCAGUAACAUCACCCGGCUUAUUGAUCUUCCUGGGAUGGAGUUCGCUCAGCUCCUCGGGGAGGAGGGCCCCAAGAUCCCAACAACAGGAAACGGAGGCUUUUUCCGUUCUCUUAACUUCCUCAAACGAAAAGAUAAAGGCGUCGUAUUCGGAACCCCCCUGACUGAGAGCUGCAUCGCUCAGAUCUAUCAGCUUAUCGAGUACCUCAGCAAAAAUCUGCAUGUGGAGGGGCUGUUCCGGGUCCCUGGGAACACCGUUCGGCAGAACACCUUGAAGGAGCUGCUUAAUAGCGGGGCCGAUGUUGACCUCGAGGCUGGAGAUUUUCACCCCAACGACGUCGCCACACUCCUUAAGACUUUUUUGGGGGAUCUGCCGGAGCCUCUGCUGACGCACCGACACUUCCACGUGCACCUUAAAAUAGCUGAUAUGACUCUGUUUGAUGAGCAAGGCAAUAAAACCUCUGUGCCGAACAAGGAGCGUCAGAUCGAGGCGCUGCAGCUCCUCUUCCUGUUGUUGCCACAGGCCAACCGCUCGCUGCUCAAACUGCUGCUGGACCUGCUCUACCACACUGCUAAGCAGCAGGACAAGAACAAGAUGUCCGCCUACAACCUCGCUCUCAUGUUUGCCCCACACGUCCUCUGGCCCCGACACAUGACGGCGAGUGACCUUAAAGACAAUCUGAAGAAACUGAACAGCAGCAUGGCCUUUCUCAUCAAACACUCGCAGAAACUCUUCAGGGCUCCAGUCUACCUGCGGGAAUAUGCCAGGGUCCACUUCAACGGAACAAAGGUUCUGCAGAGUAAGGAUGAUCUGGACCUGCUGGCAGUCAGCAGCCCUCUCACCCAGCGGGCAGCACUUCCUCUGAAGAGGACGGCCGUUCUGGGCCCUGCCUCCCAGGAACAAUGUCAGUCGCCUGCUCAGCAGUACACGGAGGAGGCCCUGAAGGACCUCUUCAGACACGUUCACCACAACAUGCCCGACUCUGCCAAGAAGAAGAAACUCGUCCGACAGCUUGUUAAACAGACUAAUUCAGGGACAUCUAACGAGAACCAGCUGGUCCCUCCAGCUGCCAGCAAGAAGCACCCGCGUUCGCGCUCCCUUGGUGGCCUGAUCAAGCGAAAAGCUCGAGGUGACCAGAUGAGAGACAGACACGUCUCCCCUGAAGCUGCUGCAAGGAAGCUCUGUAAAGAAAAUAUCAGGCUGCAGCCGGUGAGCGACAUCUUUUCAUUACUUUGGAUCUCACUUCAUCUUAUUUAUUCUGUGGCGGACGUAGUGGGUGACUCGCUGGAGAUCCUCAUCCUUGAGGGUCACCGCAUGGAUCUUCUCCAGUCUGUUGUCUGA